ACCGGAAACGAGAAUAUCGCACAGGCUUGGGUGUCACUCUCGCACUUGUUGUAGCAGCGGCUUCAGGUGGGGCAGUAAUGGGCCUGAUGGACGUAAUGCUCGUCCACCGAGGCUCAAUAGGACAAGCGUCGCGUAAGAUGUUCCUGUUCGAUUGAAAGGAUGUUGGUUACGUUACGGUAGAUGGCCGUGCGUGGCAUAGGCGUUGAGCAUUUCUCGACUUGACCACAGUUGUUAUUCUCGCGUGCAAAUGAUCGCCGAUGCCGAUUGCGUGUGGACAGACAGACAGAAGCAUUGUGACCAAUGAAGGUUCAGUGCUAUAGCAAGGCCAUGUGCUUCCGGAAGCUUUCAAUGAAUAUUACAUGCGCCUUCAGCAUUACGGUUAAUGAAGGAAAACGUCAGGGUCUGCGUUGUUGCCGUCACUGCAUAUGUCCAGAUUACGGUCAGGAGCCGAAUAUGAAGGACGACUCCAAGAACGUGUAGCAUGAGUCAGUCACACUGGCUCUCUGAGUUGGAAUCUCCGGCCGCCGACUCUGGGCAAGGCGAGAUCGCCAGACCGAAUUUUGGCCGAAAGGCUUUAAUGCCCCCGUGUUGUCCACUUGAGCUCUUUGAUGAUGUGUGGCUCAACAGCGCAGUCGCCUCAUUCUUCCUGCUCCAGUGCUUACCAACGAGAACGCAUGAAGUCUGCAACUCUCCCUGCACGGCAGUGUCAGCGAACUUGAGGUCGGGUCGUGGGGCGAUGCGGGAGGAUUUGGGCGGCGACGAGUGAGGAGUUCAUUGCUCAUGAUUGCGCGAAACACAUCCAAACGGCCACGCUGGACAAGCAUCCUGUGAAGUAGCCUUUGGCUUGGUGCCGAAACCCGCUUGGUGCCGGCGAGCGACGACACGUUCUUGGUG
This is a messenger RNA of Baudoinia panamericana UAMH 10762, 894 nucleotides long. RefSeq lists its product as uncharacterized. The transcript has a single exon. The record is from RefSeq and is a predicted model, not a curated record. The coding region runs from base 482 to 766 and encodes 94 amino acids. NCBI's taxonomy places the organism in Eukaryota, Fungi, Ascomycota, Dothideomycetes, Mycosphaerellales, Teratosphaeriaceae.